AUGCAGCAUUUGAAAGAAGGUAAGUAUAUGAACAAUCUUUGUUGCCGACAUUUAAAGACUUUUCGGAAUCUAUGUUACGCACAUACGCUUGUGAUUCAUGCCUUCUCACACUUUGAUUCGUUCACGAACAUACAUUUUCUGCAUAUUUUCCAAACUGAGACCCAACGUAAACCAAUCGGAGUCUAGAGUUUGAGUAUAGGGUCUAAAGUGGCCAAAUCAAAGGGGACUGGUGUAACGUAAUUUUUUUAUCUUUCAUUAGGCCUCACUAGAGCACAAUGCGCAACUAAUAAAAGCAUUUUGUUUUACCUUAAACGUCUGAAAAUCCCCAACACAUCGUUCUGGAGACAGCUUACAUGUGAUUUAAUUGAAUAACUUCACUGCGAUACUGUCAUGCAAAAGGUGACCACUGAACUAAUAUUAUCGGAUUCUGCCAGGUCAUUUGACAUUUCUAGCUAACACGUAAGCAGUAAAAUAAUACAAUUCAGCUUCCAUUGCGCCCAGUCACUCAAGAGACGCAUUCACCCUGGUCGUAUCCUGGGACUAAUAUUUGCAAUGAAGCUCACAUUAAGAGAUCCAGGAUUGAAAAUCAACUAUACAAAUUUCGGCAGUUCCUAUUAGAUAUGUUUCCCAUAUCUAUGAAGAAGUAAACACGAUAAACACCUUCAAAGACUGUCGUCUAGCAAACGCCAUUUGUUUUCUUCAAUCCGAUAGAAAUCGUAUAAACCGAAAUUGUCGGUACUGAGAUGCCAGACGAAGCCUGUCCCCAGGGCCAAUCGGCCGGAUAAAUCACUAUCUGUCGCCCCACAAAUAUAUUAUUUUACUCAGGUAAAAACAAGAAAUACUUCGUUAAUCAGCAAUGUCUCCAUUCUAAUCAGAUCAAGAUACAUGUCAAAUGACUAUAGAUACCUUCAGAAGAAGAAGAAUAAGGGGAUGCGAUCAUCGGAACCAGAAGCUUAUUGGCCCGAUGUUUCGGAUUCUUACUCGGACCCAGCAUCAGAGACCGUUGUAGGUAAAGGUAGUGGAGGCACAAGGACUGCACCAUUUAAAGGGUGUAGCUGCCGUGGGGGAAAAUGCGAACUAUAAUUAACAGCCCUCGUGGUCACCGCUGGGGUUCUUAAUUAAGGCGAUGACGGCUCGUCGGUUCGCGUCCGAGUCGUAAAUUGCCGCAAUUAUAUCAUCCGUGUUGGAUGUUGACGCGAUGAUGAUUCAGCUAUUUGCGCCGCUGUUACCAGGAUAGUUGAGCGCUCCCCGCCUCCCACGUGACCGAUUUCCAUGUUCAGGGAAUGUCUCAGCACUGAAUAUGGUGCCGGGAGGUCAUUGAGCUUGUUGAUAGACUGCGGGCCUGAGGACCAUGGUUCGAGCAGCUCGCGGCUCAUGCAGCUACCAACUCUUGCGAGGAUUUUGGCCUCACGAAACUUAAAAUAUGGCCGGAAUCCGUGGAAUGAGCUGGUAACGGAGACCUGGCGUCUUUCCUCCUCACUGCUGCUGCUUGCUCAGCAAUUCCCGUGCGGAGUACUCUCCCAGUUUUUCCGACGUAACUGCUUUGUCUGCAAUUGCAUCAGAUCCGGAAACGUCUCUAUACGUUUCCUGCCGUGGCAGCGGGUCUUUCGGCCGCGGUCGGACGGGCCACCAUGGCCUUGCUUACGACCACCAGCGGAAAUCACGAGAGCUGUCAAUUUUAGUAUGCAUUUGACCUCACGGAAGCUACGAAGUUUAAAUACUGCAGUCUUUGUGCCUCCACUGCCCUCAUCUGAAACCGUCUCUGAUGAUAGGUUCGAGUGAGAAUCCGAAACGACAGGCCAAUAAACUUUUGGUUCCAGUGAUUGCAUCUUCUUCUUCUGAACAGCUUCCCGGAACUCGUCUGAUCGCCUCUAUAAAUACCCUCCUCACUUUCCGGUUAUUUUUUUCCAGGUGAUCCAGAACCUCCCGUCGACCCGGAUAAGUUCACGCUGUAUGACAUGCAUUUCUGCCCCUACUGUCAGCGUGUACGUUACACCCUGGACUACCACCAAAUACCGUAAGAAGGCCUUCUUCAUACAUUAUAUCUACUUCUCCUCUCCCAGACACUCACACAAGCACAAUUUCAAGACCGAUUAUAAUUCAGCAUAUUGCCAAGAUAGUCUAGUCACCUUAGGAUAAUGAAUUUUGUAUGUUUUUCUUUCCGGCCACUUACAAAAGCCGCAUUCAGUAAAAAAGAUCGCACAUAUAGUGAGAUUGUUUCAGUAGAUUUUAGAUGCCUCCAUAUGGUCAAAUAUAUUUUAAAGUGUGCAGUCUAAUAAUAUCCUCCCUUGCACUCAUUUGGUAGCAAAUCACAUAUUCUUCGCCUUUGUACUCAAAAUAGAUGUGCUUGGUUUUCAAAAAGUAUUUUGACGAUCAGAUGUAGUUAGGCAGCCGCGUCUGGGGUAAACAAACCCCAUUCAGAGAUGUUUUGGCAGAUGCUGAAUAAUUCAUAUUGACCCAACUGUGAAAACCUCGGUGCCUCGGUGGGAUUCGACUCCACUUGCGUCGUCCGGCGGGGCUUCGUAGCUCAAGUGUUUAAAGCGUUGGCUGUACUAAAGCCUUCUCCUUACUACAGGGGUUCGAAUCCUACCGAGGCGCCGAGUUUUUCACAGUUAGAUCAAUAUGAAACAACCCCCAGCCGCCUGUGAUAAGGGACCGGCGGUAAUAGGGCAUUUUAUGGAUGGAGCGAGAAAUACACAGGCUAGGUGUUCAAGUAAUUGCAUACUAAUUAAAAGCUAUUGGGAAUGCACGGUUAUAACUGAGUGAUUGCGAAAUAGUUAUCCCAACCCCUAACCAUAACCUGUAACCUAAACUCCUAACCCAUACCCUUAACCCCUACAAGUAUUAUGUCCACCAGGUACGGCUGCACAACGACAUCUUACCGUUCUAGCUUCCGAAUGAUUGCGAGUCUCAUUUUCUGUUACACACGUGUAAAGGAUUUGUAUAAAUAAAGUUGUAUACUUUCCAUAUAGGGGAAAUUAUACAUUCAUCUAUACCAUCACCAGAAUAUCAUAUAGGUCUCAUGAAAUUUCGCACUGACUAUGAACUACAUGGUAUACUCUGUAAGCAGGAUAAAUAAGCCAACAUAUACGAUUAUAUUUAAGUGGACAUCUAUGAGCCGUAAAGGUCCCAUAAUUCGAAGCUUUUCAAAAACCAAAUGAUACCCAUCUCGGAGGGAAAUUUGCAAAGAGGACGUGAUCUGAUCUCAAGAGAUUACACGAACGGAUACUGUUAUGCUUUCUUUUGUCAAAAGACAUUCAAAUUUGUAAGGGCACCAAAACUCGAUAAAGAAAAUUUCUAGGGUUUCAAUUGUGGUAUCUGCGGGCGGCCGAGAAGAAGUAAAUUUAGGAGUCAGCUGUUCGAAGUGACUGAAACAUCGUGGGGUUAGGCAACACUAUACGCAAUACCACAAUCACGCAUAAGUUAUUCUUUAUUAGCAAAGUCACAUUUGAGAAUUUAUUUGAUGCAGAAUGAAAUUUAGCCAACCAUCUUCUCUUAAGUAUUUCAAAUUGGGAACGCAUUUCAGGAUUCCAGUUGACUUUAAUAUGCUCGGUUACUGACUGUUGGCCCAGCUUUAUUCCCGAAUGUGCUUACUAAGGAGGAGAUAAAUGACCAAUCUGAUUGAACCUCCAAACUUUCGCACAAAAGCUUCAGGUAAUUUGCGACAACGUACUUGCAUUAGUAAGAACUCCCUUAUUUAUCGCCAGUAGCCGUAAUUAGUGCAGCGAGUGUUUGCUCAUCCCAAGCCGAGCAGUAAAUCAACACAGUAGCUAUAUUUGGCGAUGUACACCUAAAUUAAGUGAAACUCUGGUGUUUAAUUAGCUCCGAAAUUUACUUCCAUCGUCGUAAAAGACGGGUGGCUGGUUACGGUAAGAAGACUACUAUGGUAUCAGCCAAACGCAUCGCCGUGAUUGUCGUCUUGAAACCCCAGCUGCCACAAAAUUUUGAUACGCAACAAAUUUGACUGGUUUUUCCGUCAGUGAUGAGUGUGUUAGUCAGUCCUCUACUCGUUCGUAGAAUUUAACCAAUCUGCACAUCCAAACCAGUGUUGUCUGUUUCCCCAACUGUACAACAAUUGACAGCAUAAUGCACCGUGACACAACUUUUCAAAUGAUCGCAAACAGCAGCUUGCUCCAUUUGCGCCUUUGAUUGGUCGAUCGGAAUACCAUUUACCUUUCGUGUAACAUUACAAGGUGUUAGAACGAUUGGGUUCCGCGGAAAACAUGAACACCUUGAGGGCUUCCAGCUCUCACUGAACUGCAGUCUUAUCCACCUGUCAUGUCGAUGAAUCCGCUCUGAGCAAAACGAGUUGAAGCAGUCCUUCCUUAACUAUCAUACGCAUAGAAUGUCUGCAAGGCUGCGUAAUCGUUCCUGUACCCAUUUGUUCGCUGGUUGACAGUUUCUAUAAACUCAGUCGUUAUAGAAGAAUGUCGAGAGACAGUGGAUCAUCGCCCUCAAUCGACUGGGUUCUGCGGAGAACAAGAACGCCUUGAAGGCCCCCCAGUACUCGCUCAACUGCUGCUCAAGUGACUGGUCAGAUCAUAAAAAGUUAAGCCGGUUCUUCCAUGACCGCUACAAGCGCGGAAACUUUCAAGGAUGCUGUUGUCAUUGCAGUACUCAUUUAUUCGCUAGGUGACAGUUUCUCUAAACGCAGUCGUUAUAGAGGAUUGUUGAGCGGCAAUAGACAGUUACUGUUGCCCAUAAUUUUAUAAAAGCUGUGAAUUGAUUUCUAGACCUUGUAGUUUUUCGUCUUCUUGUUACGUAUUGCACAUACUCGACUUGAUCACUAGCAAACUCUUUCGUAAAUGCUAUGCCUUUAUGUGGUUCACAACUUCUUUACGCUCUCCUUGCAUUUUUCACGCCUGUCGUUUUUGAGAAUGCUUGUCUUUCUACAUAAUCAAGUUCUCUUAAUCACAUAUACAUUGGCCGUUCCAUUAUUACCCGUGAUAUUAUUCCCUCUCAGAUACGAUCGGGUACUCAUCGAUCUCAGUUCCAAGCCCAGCUGGUACUUGCAAUUGUAUCCGGUCGGGAAGGUCCCAUUACUGCUUUAUCGGGGUGAGAGAAUGGCUGAGUCAGAUGUUAUUAUGAAGUAUGUCGAUCAGUUUAAAGGUGCUGGAUCUUCACUACUGAGCGUGUGUGGUGAAGAAGGCUUCAAGAAGGCUUUGGAGUUGUCAUCUGCAGUACGUCUGCUGACUUUUAUACUCUCUGCUAAUUCACAAAAUUUUGGUUUGUGUAAAACACAUUUUUCUGGACGAAAUGGUCUUAAAUUCAUCAACCAGUCUAGUUCUUUCUAGUCUACCACUGCAUCGCUGAACAUGCGCAUUCAUGCACCAUCACCGUAAUUAUCAAUAGCAUAAUCACUGGUGCAAUCCUCAAAAUCAGCAACAGUAACUGCGUUAUCACUUACAGCAAGGGAAAUAUUAGAAACGAUAUUUCGACCGUCCUUGUUGACAAUGUCCACCGGGCCCCGUACAGUACGAUAAGAGUAGGCGACAUGACCGGCGUACAAGUUAUUAAAAUGAUAGUAAACUUCCGCUGCAUUUAUCACAUUUUUGGUUUUUCCCUCAACCGAGCAAGGUGUCCAGACAGCGUCAAGACGUGAGGAGGCACAGGUGACUGGCGCGGCGAGAACCCUCACCUAGGCGUACCAGCACACCUGGUCCAGAUUAUGCAUUGACCGGGUGUUUAUAAAUCAAGAAAAAGAGGAGAUAGUCGAGAUUCAAGGUGGUAUGGGGUGUGCCUGCAAGUAGGCAUGUCAACAUACCCCGAAUGUUGGCAUUUGUUAUUGCUGCCCAUUCUUAAUAAGACUCUCCAGGUUCUCCUCCAACCAUCAUGUGCAUGUACGACGCAACCCGUUUUAUGGCUAGUAACAGCUAGCAAACAUGCAUUCACAAGUGAACCGAAAGAAUGUUCGAACACCAGCAAAGUUUGUUAAACUUUGGACUAUGGAUUUCAGCUUUAAUAUGGUUCGUUUUCUACGAGGGCACGCUUGCAGUACCAGCAAGCUCGAUGGCGGCGGAUAAAGCUGGAUGCAUUGAUAUAUGCAUUUUAAUCUGCUGUUUGACUGCUCAUGUCAUUUCCAUUCGGAGAAAAGUUAACUUAUAAACUACUAGUCUGCCUUUACGUACUUUAGUAGAAUGUUUAACGCAGCGAGAUCCACUUAAACUUAAAUUCUCUGACCGGGGACUGAACGUUGAACCAAAAGAGUAUAAGUAAUAUAGCCCUUAACAUUGAGGUAUAAUGUCCAAAUAACUUAACACGUUUGCACUGCCGAGAAUAGAACUACGGAAACUAAUCUAUCAUUCCCUUGCAUGGUUUAGUAUACUUACGUUCACCAUGCAUAGGUACGAUUGACACUUCAUGGUUUUCCACUUUUACAAUAAAAUGUCUUCAUCCCUACCUAAAGCGUGACAUGCUUCCUUUUUGCAUGUGCUAUCCAGAUUGCUGCUCCCCGUUACAAACUCUGUUUCUCACCGGAGCCAACCAAAGCCGAUGCUGAUGCCCUAAAAGCUGCUCUAUCAAAUCUUGAGAAAGCCAUCAAGGGUCCUUACCUGAUGGGUAGGUCCAUUACCACUCCUGAGUUCUUCAUGAUUUGCGUGACAUCACUGGCCAGCAUUCACCUCCUUCGUCAGGAUCCUCUCUGGAAUCGAGGACAUAGGGCUUAAACGAAGCAAGCGCGACUGCUAACUUGGCCGAAUUUUCAGCUUGUCUUCUUGAAGCGUGUCAUGCGCGAACUUUGUUUAUGACCAUUUCCCAUUCUGUUGCCCGAAACAAAUUGACAGGGGAACCUGAGACUCCCAUACUAGAGGUGGCUGUGCGUCAAAUUCCAGGGAGUACCUACUCCCGUGUAGUGAAUUUAGCCUAAGUCCUACUACUACAUCUCGUCUCCCCAACCUGUCUAUAAUUCUGAUUAUUUUAAACCUAAAACACACCUAGGCUGCCUGUAAUGCAAGAAUCUGCGUUUGCAUGCCCUACCGCUAGGAUGACACCUAAUGAUACAGUACCGUCUUAAUAUUUUAAUUUGAAUGAUGAUCGAAUUUUUGUUAAUAUAUGCGUACUAUGCUUGGUUGAACACGACCAGUAUGACGUAAGUUCGUCUGUUAUUUUUGCCGGGUUUUGCCAAAAGGGAACGGAAAUGCUCCCAUUUGGUUAUGAUAUUACUGUUUUUUGAAAAAAACGGCUAACAAUAAGACUUUCCUUCCUAUUUUGACUCCAAAGGUAAUGAAGUGAGUCUGGCUGACUUGGCUCUAUUCCCCUUCCUGCAAGCCUGGGACUUCCUGAUGAGUCGACUAUUGGAGAUUGACGAGAACGCUGGUGACACUGUUGAUACCGUCGCUUCCAAGUGGCCGACAGUGCAAAAGUACUGUCAACUCAUGAACCAGAAGCCCUACAUCAAAAAGACCGCCUUCCAAGAUGAUGAAUUCAUCAGACUUGUGGAAAGUCGCAUUCCAAAAAAGCCAGAUGCAAGGCAAUAG
Spirometra erinaceieuropaei is the source of this 7475-nucleotide messenger RNA. The record is from the annotation of a GenBank genome assembly. Lineage: Eukaryota; Metazoa; Platyhelminthes; Cestoda; Diphyllobothriidea; Diphyllobothriidae.